UGGAACCAGUUUUAUAUAUUGUUUAGAGUGAUUUGGAACCGGUUUAGAGUCUCGAAUCCACGUUCGGAUCCGGUUCAGUGUCUGGUUUGAUUAGACCGAACGCUAGAGUGUACCGUAUUACUUUUAUAUUUCACUCGAGUAAUAAUUAGCCAAAGGAGAACUAAGUGAUUUUCAUUCAUAUGUGAACUCCACUGCAAAUUACAAAUUGCUUCAGCUUGCUUUAAAUGGUGCAUCUCUAGGCAUCAGCCACCUACUGUGUAUCCUGAACUUGACAUGGUUUCUAUGGUGAUAUAAAUAAUGCCGGAUGAAGACUAUAUAAAUGGAUGGAUGGAUGGAGGGAGGGAGGGAGGAAAUGAGAGGCUAGCGAUAAUUUCUGAAGUUGUCAUGAUGGACUGUUUCCUUUCAUGUUCUUAACAUAAAUCUAGAAUGAGAUGAAUAAUAAGAAUAGUAAAACUUAAACUAUAUUCAUGCAUGUGAAAAAUAGGAUGAACAAAAUAGUCAAAUACUAUAACAUUAAGUAGGCCCUACAUUAAGUAUGGUUUCAUGGUAUUUGAGUGAUAAAUCUUUUGAAAAAGUGCAUGAUAUAGAAUAAUCCUAUUCAUUUCUCUAGUUUCAGUUUCAUUUUGAUGUUUUUUACUUUAUACCUAACAGAAUUAUAUAAAAUUAUAUCAAAAGAACUGGUUAUUUAACAAUUCUAUUAUGUUUUGUUAUUUACAUCUUGCAAUAAAAUUUUAUGUUCAUGUUAAAUGUAAAAUAUAUAAGAACUUUAAAUUAUUACUAAAAUAUAAAAUAAAGAAGUGAAUUUAUAUAUGUAAUCCUGAUCAUCUGACCCUUUUAUGUUACUUGAUCCUCUAGCACAUUAUUUCAUAAAAUUUCUGUUUUGAAACAGUUACAAACAAAAUAUAUGUAAAACAGUUUUGUAUUUAAUUAACAAUCAAAGAUAAAUAAAAUAUUCUUGGAAUAUUCUUUUAAACUGAAACAUUUUUUUAAGGUUGGAUAUAUUAUACUAUUACAAACUCUGAGAAAUAUUACAGACGAUUCCAUAGUCGACAAUUCUACCUACUUUAUAAGGAUUCACGCAUGACUGCGUCACCUGAGCCGCCCUAUCGGAUCUAUGUUUGACGGUACUCUUUGCGCCAUGCUGCAGAUCUCUUGUAUGUCAUUUUUCCUUUAAUUCAUAUAAUUCUGUUUUCUCUGGAAAUUGAAACCCAGACCUCCGGAUAUAGAAUCAUUAAUGAACCCUUGGUCAAACCACUGGACUAAUGGGAUUUCACAACUGAAACAUUUUAAAGAAGAAAAAAACGAAAUCACAAAAAAAAAAAAAAACUGAAUGAGUUAUUUGGUCACAAUUACAGUACUAUAUAAUUUGGUCAAAAAUGAAUAGACUAAAAUAGAGAAUAUACCUGGUUUUCCGUAAAAAGAAAAGAAUAUACCGAUUUCAUAAUAUUCUAGGACAAAAACUGCCUUUUGUUAUAGGUAAAUUAGGACACAAAUUUUCUAGGGUCCAAAGUCAAAUUUCAACACUUGACGUAUUAAUGAUUGCUUGGCAUAUAAAAGGCUAGUGCUCUUACAUGUGGUUCAACAUAAACAAGACAAAGAGGUGGUCGUUUUAUCUUUAUAUAUAGAGAGAGCUUCCAUUAUAUAUACAUAACACACACAAAAAUAUCAAGUUAAGAAAAAUGGAGAAAAAAUUGAGUGUGGCGAUGAUGGUGUUCGUUUUGGUGGUGAUGGCUGCCAUUGGAGGAGAAGCAAUAAAUCAUUUGUGUACAUUUAAAUGUGAGAUUACCUGCCGCGAUCCGGAGUUCAAAAGCGAGUGCUUCAGAGCAUGUAUGGCUGACUGCGACCAUGAUAAACCUACAAGUACCUUUCACUCAACUAAAGCAUACUCGAUGAAGACUGGGGAGAUGGAAGAAAUGAGAGAGUAAAGUAGUUUCAGAAUUUCUCAUGAUGUUCCUUUUCUUUUCUGUCUACAUGUAAACGAAAAUCUGCAAUAAUAAAAAGAUUAAAUAAUAGUAAAAGAUUUAACAAGGUAUUUGGGAUAACAUACACAAUUCAUCUAUUGAUAUUCAAAAACUAAUUAUUUGUUGGAAAUAGUGCAUGGUCAUCUGAAUCAUUGAAUUUAACUUGAUUCGGUGGUUAAGUAUGAAAUUAUCAAAGGUUACACAUGAAAUGAUCAUAUAUUUGUUUCCGAUUUAAUAUACAGUCACUUUUCUUUAUUCUAUAUACAUUUUUUGUAUGUUGAAAGUUGAUAAAUCUCUAUCCAUCUUUUAUUUUUGGAUCACUGGUUUACUAUAUUCUAGAUAUAUUCUGUAAUUCGUGUUUGAGCUACUUCAUAAACGGUUUAGCAUGUAGAAGUGAUAGUAGCGACUAGAUGAAAGCAUGCUAUAUUCUAGAUAUAUUUUGUAAGUCGUGUUUGGACUAGUUCAUAAAUGGUUUUACGUGUAGAUGGGAUUAGAAUAACUAGAUGAAAGCAACAUGAUAAAAAUAUAUGAUCAUUUCGCAUCCAAUACUGUAUAUAACUUUAGAAGAACGUAAUUAACAAAGUACAAUUUUCAUUUAUUCAUCAGAGAAAGGGUUUAGUCUUCCAUGAAAAGAAAAAAUGGAAUACGGGAAUUUCAUUAAGGUUUGAUCGAAAUUCAGCAAAUUUUAUACAUAGUUGGAAUCAAAUUGAUGAGAACCAAGUAGUUAACCGAAGUAAACCAACGUAUAAUGAUAAGCAACCACGUACAAUAAUAUUGCUUAACGGAACCGAUACAAUCUCAAGAUCUCAAUCAAGACCUUGAGCCCUCAAAUCCAGAGAACAACCUCUCUGAACUUGCCUUCAAAUGCAUAGACACUCCUCUGAUUUGCCUAAAAAAUUCUCUAUGAUCUUUCGAUAAUCCUCAACAACUCUCAUCGAUCCUUAUUUAUACUCUCCAGUUUCAGUAACAGCAAAGCCUCUGACUGAAUCAGCAACUUCGCUAACUUGCCAACACAGCAACCAUCAGCCACGUCAGCUAUAGUAUUCGGUAUCUAUCAUAUAACUAGAUGAACUUCUAUAGCAACCGGUUAGUGCACUUUGUACUCUGGUACAAACAUCACUUCGCUCAAACAAAAAUGUGCCUCAUAGAUUGUGUGAACAAGCUAUGCAAGCAUCAUCCACUAAAUACUCGCAGUUAAUAUCUCUCUAUAGAAUACUUGUGUGUCAGUAUACACGUAUGUGUGAGUGUCAGCGCCGGUCUAAGAGUGGUGAAGGCUCCACACAAAAUUUGGAUUUUAGCUGUGUAAUUUUUAAUAAAAAACCAAUAAAAAAAUUUAGCCUAAAAAAUUGAAAAAAGGCGUGGACCCUAAACGGUUGGUUCUAAUAUUUCUGCUGCGGGCCGGGCCUCGUGAGUGUGUCUGUAAAGUGAAAUUUACAUGGUUUCUGUGGUGACGAUGCAGGAUGAAGACUAGAUAGAUAGAUGAAACCAGAGGAUAGAGAUAGUUUCUAAAUUGGUCAUGAUAGAAUAUUCAUUUUCUUUCACUGGUAGAUGUAAAAAAAAGUAUAAUAAGAUCAAGUGAAAUUGCAUUUCAUAUACACAAUUUUUCCCAUAAUUAACUCAAUACCCUAAAUCUCAUACCAUGGUAUCUUUGUUCAUAGACACACAACUUGUUACAUCAUGUGUAUUUACCUAAUUUUCAACUUCUUUGUAGUUUUUUAGCUAAUUGACUAUCCAUAAUAAUAAAAAGAGUUUCACAUAUUCAUGCGACAAAUCAGAUGAAAAAUGAAGUAUUAUAAAUAAUGGGAAACUCUGAAAAAAUACUCUAGUAAGAGAUUUUAUUUUGAAAACUACACUGUCUUUUUUAUUCUUUUGAAAACUACAUUUAUUUAUAAACUAAAAGACUAAAUUACCCUUGACCAAUAAAGACUAUAUAUUACAUAACUAACAAAUUACGUUUAUUACAUUCACUCGUGAAUGUAUGAUAGAUCAAAAUAUUUCGUGAUCGUAGUGUAAGAAUAUAAGAUGUAAGACUGGUUUGAGUAUUUAGAUGCGUCUCAUAUAUAAGUUAGAGACCUAUUAGGCUAUUACAAAUAAGAAUAAACGAAUCAAACUGUAGCAUCUUAAUAAAGAGAGUCUAUGCCUAAAAUGACAGAGAAGCGGAUAUCAUAAGCUAAGCUUCCUACCGACAAGGUAAACAUCAACAUAGUUAAGUCUCUCUUUUCUACUAUGUGGAGACGUAGUACGUGAAGUGCUUGUUAUCGGUGUUAGCAGCACUUAUUGGGGAAUAAUGUGUAUUCACAUGCUCAGAAACAAAUGAAAUCCAACCCUAUAUGGUAUCUCACAUGUCUCCAACGUUAGGAUUGACAGGUUUAUAAAUCUUUCUUAAGUAAACAUAUAUAUCCCAUGAUGUUGGACAAAAAGAUAACAUUCAACCGCAAGAAAAUUAACAUUCUCAAAAGUUUAUAACAGUCGGACGUCAAUUUACGCGAGGUUUCAGUAUCCUUAGAAUCAGAUGGAUUCUUAUCUCGUCAUUCUCUUUUACAUCUUUUUUUUUCUCAAACAAAGAAUACUACGUAGAGGUCCUGUUCUGCAUCUUCUUUGUCGCCACCUCGAUUUAUGACAUGAAUUCCUUCAUAACUACGCAAUCUGAAAAAUGUACAAUACAAUCUUACAUGGUUUCGUAUGAAUUAAACACCUAAUCAAAACAAUUUUCAGUACCACAACAUACAAUUUGAUUAGGAAUUAAAAUGUGACCUUGACCUACGUACAUACAUAAUUAAAAUAAUAAAAAUGUAAUUUUAAUUUAAAUCAGGGCAAAAAUAGCUUAUCAUAUAUAAAAUACUCUCUAUGUUCCUAAAUAUAAAAUGUUUAGGAAAAAACACAUAUAUUAAGAGAGAAAAAAAAUUUCUAGAAAAUAUUAUUAAAACUAUAAAAUAAUUGUAUUCAACCAAUUACAAAAUAGAUUAUUAAAUAUAUAUGAUUAGUUAUACAGUUUUUAAUAAAGUAAAAGUUACCUAGAAAGUUGAAAACAUCUUAUAUAUUGGAACAUUAAUUUUUUUUGGAACAUCCUACAUUUAGUGAACCUUUAUGAAAUCCUACAUCAAAUAACAUGUGUUUUUGGUGAACCUUUAUAGAGGGAGUAGUGUAGUUUUCAAAACAUCAAAUAAACAGUGCAUUUUUAAAAUUUGAAAUCCUAAAUAAGGUUUUUGCCUAAUUAACAUGUGUUUUUGGUGAACCUUUAUAUUUUCCUAAUUAUAAUUAUAACUUGUUCAUUGUUUCAAGUAUAAUUACAACAUGGUAUUUGAGAAAACUGAUAUGAAUCUAUUGAUAUGCAAAAACAAAUGAUUUACUGUAUUGGUGAUUUUUAGAAAAAAUGGAUGAUUUAGAGUAAAUCUAUUCAUUUUUCUAUUUUUAGUUUCAUUUUGAUGUCUUUACUUUAUACCUAAACAAAACUAUAUAUUUAAAGAUUACACAUAAAAAUUAAAUUAAAAGAACUACUUAGUUAGCAAAAUAAACUUUUAUUUUGAAUGUUUGCUAUUUUACAUUAUUCAAUAAAAGUUCAUGUAAACGGUUCGGUUACAUAAAAAAUUAUUGAAUUAUUAUUAAAAUGUUUUUAGAGUUGUAAAAUUGUAUAUGUAAAAUUUUGAAGAUAAUUAUAAAUUAAAUUUGAAUGAUAUAUACUGAGGAUCAAUACUAUUAAAACAGAAGAAUUUUUUAUGUACUUACGAAUAGUCUAGGUUGAACCAUUACAUUUAUUUAAAUUUCUAUUAUUUCUCCUACAACUAAUUACUUAUUGUUAAAUAUAUAUCAUAUCUAACUACCUAUUUUAAUAUUUUCAAAAUAAGAUAUCUAAAAGAUAUUCUUAAGUAUCUUUUCUAAGAUUUUAUUUUAAUAAUAUUUUUAAUACCUUUUUAUUUAAAAUGUAAAUAUACAUUUCUUCUUAAUAUUUACUUUACAUAAUAAAAUUCAUAAUUAAUAUUAAAUAUAAUUAGCAAAAUAAUAUUAAUUCAUUUUUUAUUUAUAUAACAAGUAAUAACACUCCUAAAAUAUUUAUAUAUACCUAAUUUAUAUUCAUAAUUAAAUUACUACAACAUUUUAUAAAUAUAAAGUAAUUAAAUCAAUUUAUUAACUAUUUGAUAAAUUAUAAAAUUAAAUAAUAACAUAUAUUCAUGAAUUUUAUAACAUAUUUUAAAACAAAACAUUAAAAUAAGAUAUAUAAACUAAUAAAUAAUUUCAUAUUUUAAUAUAAAUUUUUAAAUUAUAAUAUUAAAAAUAAUUCAAUAUUUUUAUCAAGUAUGACACGGGUUGAAUGGCAUAUAUUUAACAUAAAAAUAUAAAAUAAAUUUGUACCAUAAUUUAAGCUUUAUAGUGUAAAUAAAUUUAAUAUGGGAUGGGUUAUGUAAAUGAAUUAUCUUAUCUUCAUAAAACUAUAUUCAUGUAAAUUUUAAUAUAACUAUCUAUUCUUUUUAAAAAAUAGGCUCGAUAAUUGAUAUCUUGCAUGUUUACAUGUUUUUAGCCUUCAUAUCUUGUACAUUUUGAUCAUAUAGAUUAGGAAUUAAGCAUCUUUAGAGUCUAUGUUGCAUGCAUUGCCCUUAUUAGAUGUUGGAGAGUGCUAUGGAGUGAUUGGAGAUGUUUGAGAGCAUUGUGAUUCAAAAAAGAAGUAGAAAAGGAUCAUUGGGCGAGUAGAGGAGCUGGAGCGACCUACUGGAGCGAGGUCAUGCACCCGCUCUGGAUGAGUGAAGUGUAGAGCGACCCACGGGAGCGAGGUAUGACACUCGCUCUGUACUAGAGCGACCUCUUGCACCGGGGUAGUGCACCCGCUCCGAGCUCAACAUGUCGUCGACAACUUUCCAGAUGUGGAGCGACCUGGUGCAGCGAGGUCAUGACCCCGCGCGGAAUUUGAAGAAGUGGAGGUGAUCUUUGGAGCGACCUACGGGAGCGAGGUCAUGCACCCGCUCCGAGCAUUCUUUAUCUUAGUCGAAUUUUAAUGUUUUAAAAAGGCUUUUUAGACUUUUUAAUGGAAACCAUUAGGUUUUCCAAAGACAUAUAAAUACUCUUGUAAUCCUAAAGUUAGGAUCUUAUCUUAUUUUCUAUCUAAUCACAAAGAACUUUGAGUGUGAUUUCUUAGAUUAUAUUGAUCACUAAUCAUGAUUAACACCAAAUCAUCAUUGAUUCUUGGGUCUAUCAUGACAAUUAGUGAGUAGUCAUCUUUGGAUUCAUGGGUUAGGGAGAUUAAGGGUGAUUAAGCUAAAUCUAAGGUGUUUAGGUAUAGAUCAAUCUUGUUCCUUGCUAGUAGAGUGCUUUUAAUGCAAUUUUAGAGUUGACCUCUCUAAAGUUGAGCUCUAGGCAUUUCAUACCCGGAAGGUGUUUGAUGAAAUGCCUGAACCAACUCUCCUAAGCUUUUAACAUUCUUUACCAAAGGGAUUUGUUGUUAAAGGUGUUAAGAUGGCUAGUAGACUUGAGAUUAAUGAUUACUUAGAUAACAUUCAACCAAAGGAAUUUGAUGCUUGAGUUAUCUAGGUAAAUGAGCAUUCAUCUAGGGAUAGAGUUUGCUUAGGAUUGUGUCUAGGUCUAAGGUAGAUAUAAAUUGGUUGAAAGUUGACACCUUUAGGUUGAAUCUUGAUCACCCAAGAUCAAUUCCCAUAACCCAUGAGUUCUUCCAUCUUAUAAGAAAGAAAGCUUUGUCCUUUAUUGCAUUUUAGGUAGAAAUCUAGUUUAAAAUCAUCUCAAGAACUGGUAGCACUUAGAUUAAGUAAGGUCUUGCAUUCUCUUUGCAUCAUAAUCACUUAGAACUGGUUUGACAUCCUUUAUACUACAACAUUUGAUUAGGAGCCUUGAAACUCUUAUCAUCAAAUUGGCGCCGUUGCCGGGGAUCGAACCCGGGUCACCCGCGUGACAGGCGGGAAUACUUACCACUAUACUACAACGACAAGUACAUGCAACUUGCCUCUCAUCUCAAGGCUUUGGAGAGUCAAGUUGCUUCUAUGCCUUCAUCCUCCAAGCAGCCAAUGGGAUCUCUACCAGGAAAACCAGAAAAGAACCUUAAGGAGUCUUGCAAUGUUGUCUUCUCUACUACUUUUCCAGAGAUUGAGCUGAGUGAUCAUGAGAAAGAAGAGGAGGAUGAGAUUGAACGGCUGGUAUUUGGAACUGAGUUUGGGGAAGUUGAGAGAUUUGUUGUAGCCACAGCUGAAGCACAGAUCGUGAUGGACGCUGCCAUCAAGGUUGAAGCAACGAAUCUGCAAAGAGCUGAGCACAAGGCUGAAAAACAAGUUGAGAAGAGAGCUGACAACAAGCUAAAAAAGGUUAAGCUAGAAGAAACAACUAAGGUUGAGCUUUCACCCUAUGAUCAACUCCCUUUCCCCCCAAAGAGUUCUCACCAAAGCUCAAAGGAAGGUGCUCUCCAAGUUCAGGAAAGAUCUUACUGAUGUUGGCGUCAGGCUUCCAGAAAUCUCGGGUAUGCGUGAAGCUCAUGUCCAGAUGAUGCUCAUCAACGACAUUCUAGACCACCAAGCUGAAGUGGCUGAGCUUUUGGACAUCUCCAUUAUGAAGAUUGAUCCACCAAUCCCUCCAAAGUUUCUCCCUAAAAUUGAGUCUCAAGGGAUGUUCACCUUGCCUUGCAACCUUGGUAAGUUCACUUUUGAUGAUGCUCUUGUUGAUUCUGGUGCAAGUGUAAAUGUGAUCUCAAUGGAGAUGAUGAAGAGCCUAGGGAUUGAGAGCAUGGAGCCAAACACAUCUUCCCUACAGUUUGGGGAUUCCUCUUCUACAACUCCUAUUGGUCUCAUCAAGGACUUCCCUUUGAAGAUUGGAGCAUGCACCAUUCCUAUAGACCUCACUGUUCUGAAGAUGGCAACUGAGAAGAGAGUCCCAUUGAUCCUUGGCACUCCAUUCCUUACAACAGUAGGAGCUUGCAUAGACUUUGCCAACAAAAAGGUCACACUCCUAAAUGUGAACAAAGUUGUCUCCUAUCCACUACAAUCCCCAAAGAUGAAUGCUGAGUAUUGUGGAACAAUUACUUGUGGAGCAUCUUCCAUUGAGAAGACCAAGGCUGAAGGGGUUGAUAUUAAGAAAGAAGGUCUUGCUGGAGAGUCUUCUAAAGAGUUGUGUGAUGAGCACUUGGAAAGUGUUACAAAAGAGGAGGUGAGUAGAAAUACAAAGGUUGCUCAUGACAAGAAGAAGAUUGUCAAAGAACCUCAUCCUCCACCUCUUGAUAAGACUCUUCACAUUCUCACUCUCCACCCAAUGAAGCUUAAGGAUGGGGCCAUUGAGUACAAAAUCAAGUGCAAGGGGAGGUCUAAGCCAUUCUCAAGUGCAAGGGCCAUCAUCACUCCUCAGCUCCAAAGUGAUCCAAUCAAGCUUCAAGAGCUUCUCUCUCAAGUUCUCACAAUCACUCUUGAAGGUGGGAAAGAUCCUCCUCUUCACUAGCCAAUUGGAAGAAAAGUCAAGCUAGAGACUUAAAACAAGCUCACUUGGGAGAAAGUCCCAUGGUAUCCUUUGUAUAUAUCUUUAUAUAUCUUUUUCUUGCUUUAGUGUGUUUGAAUAAGCUUAGGGACAAGUUUGGGGGAAUUCUCAAAAAUUCCCAAAGGUCAUGUCAAAAAUUCCAAGGUGACAACAAGUCCUCCCUCCUCAUUUCCCUUCUCUUAUGACAGCCAACUUCAAGUAAGUGCAUUCCACCCUUGUAAAUUUUUAGUUUUCAUGUUUAUCUCUUUCCCUUAGAUCUCUUCUUUGAGCUUAUUCUCACACAAGAGACUGUGUGAAGUAAGUUUGGGGGAGAGUCUACUAUCUCACAUUGUGUUUUGUUUUGACUACUUGUCAUUAAGUCUCAUGCAUUGCAUUGUAAAUAAUUAUUUGCAUAGAAAACCCACAAAAAUUAAAAACAUUUCGAAAAUCACAAAAAUAAGCAUUUAGUUGCAUCAUUUGCAUCUUUAGGAUUGAGUCUAGAAGCAUUUAGAUUUCAUUCAUGCAUUGGAAAAACCUUGUAAAGAACACAUGUCUAGAACUCAAUUUGACAUCCUAGCUAAACAUAUCAAGUAGCUUAAGCAUCUUUUGAAAAAGCUUGGAAGCUUUGAGCCUUGAAAACUCUUCUUGAAACUUGUUUGCUUGCUUGAUGUUGGCAUUGUUCUUAAGAUCAGCUCCAAUCUAAACUUGGCUUGAACGAACUUAAUCUCUCUUGCAUAUGGGCACUUGCAUACUUAAUCAUGGAUCUCAUACACAUUUGGGUUAUCUUAUUCCUUUAUAUACCAAUCUUUGUUAACCCAAAUGGCACUCCAUACCCUACAACCCUAACCAUUCUUUGAGACCAAACAUUGAAUUGCAUGAGUGAGGCCUCUUUUGAUAGCUUGUCAUGUGCAAAAUCUUGAGAGUAUUGGAGGCGACAUAGGUUUAUUCUCAUCUCUUGCUAGCAUAAUGAGCUAGCAUUUAGGGACGGUGAGAGGGGUUUGUGUAACCUAAAUUUCAAUAUCUUGGGUUUGAGGAGUGAGAAAGAUGAGAGAGAUGAAUAAAAGAGUGUUAAUAGAAAAGAAAACUCUAGGGACAAAAGAAAAAAAAAAGAAAAAGGGAAAGUAUGAAGCUUUAGAUUAUGUACGAAAGAACCUUCCCCCUUAUAGAAAAAAAAGAAAAAGAAUCAAAGAGAAAGUGUGGAAGGAAAUGAGAAAGAG
Messenger RNA from Brassica rapa (field mustard), 10615 nucleotides. RefSeq lists its product as uncharacterized. The record is from RefSeq and is a predicted model, not a curated record. NCBI's taxonomy places the organism in Eukaryota, Viridiplantae, Streptophyta, Magnoliopsida, Brassicales, Brassicaceae.